Molecule: messenger RNA, 1562 nt
Organism: Batrachochytrium dendrobatidis JAM81
Lineage: Eukaryota; Fungi; Chytridiomycota; Chytridiomycetes; Rhizophydiales
Exons: 7
Coding region: 63-1388 (441 amino acids)
Source: RefSeq, a predicted model, not a curated record
AAACAAGACCAGACAGACUAGAAUACUACAAUAUACUUUUCCAAACUAAAGACAAUCCAAUAAUGAAAUUUACUCUUUCUGUUGUUCAAGUUGCUCUGCUUGCCACUUCUGUAUUUCAUGCAGUAAAGGCUCAAUCUCGCGUCUGGCUAUCAUGUCCUCCUUCCUUUAACACAUCCUUGCUAAGACAGGCCACAACUACUGGUCCAUGUGAAGCUGCUAAUAUCAAUAAUGUUCCCAGUUUUGGUGUUCAAGCCGGCUCUCGUCUCAAGGUAGGAUGGGAUUCCGGAAACCGUGGAGGUGGCUAUGUUCGUCUAGCUCUUGCUCCUGCAAGCUCUUUAAACCAAGCCACGUUCAAUCAGAGCGUUCUUAAGCUUACUUGCUUUGGAUAUGAUAGUCGACCAGGCAGAUACGCUCUUGGAAACUGCAACCAUCCUUGCAAUGGUCGUGGAGGAUGCCAAUACCAGUCCAACACUACUGACAACCAGCGCUAUGAUACGACCAUCACUGUUCCAUAUAAUCUUGCCAAUGGAGAUUAUGUGAUUCAGUUUACUGCGUUUGUUGGCAACUCUGAUACCCCUCUUUAUAGCUGCUCCAAGCUUACAGUUGCUGGUGGAAAUCCAUCACUUGUUUGCCCUGCCGCAGCUUCGAUUGAUAUUCCAAGCUGUGUUGUUGCUCUUGCACCCGAUUUUAACUCGUUGACUGCUGACUCCUCUCCUGGCAAAUUUUGCUAUCAACCCAAUGCAGCUGGUAAUAUUGAUGACAACAUUGCACAAAUUCCAGUAAAUGUGGAUUGCGAUCCGCGAAUCAGCUGCGAUAUCUCCUUGAAUCAGCAGUCGUGUCUGAAUGAUUUUCCCUCGGUACUUGAUCCCGAAACCUCUCCACAUCAGAUCUGUACUUUCACAACCACUUUGGCGACCAACACGGGUAGUCCAACAACUACUACCACUACUACUACUACUACCACUACUACUCCAACAACAACUACUACUAUCACCAGUGCACCAGAAACUAUAACCACAGUGCCUUCCACUACUACUACCACUACGACAACCACCGCGUUUGUUUCUACCACUGAAAGCUCACCAAUUGUCUCGACUUCCGUGGCCACAUCUGAGGCUUCAUCGACCACGCAUGGAACUACUGAGCUACCUUCUUCAACAUCAUGCCCUAGCAAAUACCCCACAAUCCAACCUGGAUCACCAUGCUCAAUUUCUGCUUCAGCCCUUGAUUGCUCAGGAGACAACUAUGCACAAUGUUCAUGGGUUGAAACAUCAUCUGGAAUUCCAGCUGAAGGAUGGAUUAUUCGGUCUUGCGCAGAAGGCACUGCAUGCCGGCUUCUUGCACCUGGAUUCCCUGUUUGUGAUUACACAUCAGCAACUUGCAAUUAAUUUUACAUCUUUAAAAUUCGGCAUUUAAUUGUGAAACGGUGUUUAGUUUUUAAUUUAUUCUGGCAAUGUCAUAAGCUUAACCCAGCCUUUCUUUAUCCUUUUAUAUAUAUGCAGUCCUUGCUCAAUAUUGCUUACUUUUUCAAACGAUUGAAAAAAACUAUUUUCAUUUCAAUA